UCAGAGAGGAUCGAGACCGGCAGGCAGAGCGUCUGCUGCAGGAAGCUGCGCCUCGUGCCUGCAGGAGAGUUUUGGGCAGUAAUUUAGUGCCAUGCAUCCUUUACAAUGUGUCCUCCAAGUACAGAAGUCUCUGAGAUGGGGACCGUUGGCCUCUGUGUCCUGGCUAUUGCUCAGGACCUGCAGGGCACACAGCAGUCUUUCCAGCACCACAAGUCCUAGUCCAGAGAGGCAGGAGGAUGGAGUUCAGAAGGAUUUUAGCUCCAGGCUGGCCACUGGACCAACUUUUCAACAUUUUUUAAGAAGUGCCUCAGCUCCUCAAGAGAAGCUGUCUUCUCCAGAAGUGGAAGAUCUACCCCCCUAUCUCACAGUGGAUGAACUUCUAGGAAGGCAGAGAAAAGUCUACUUUGAGACCUAUGGUUGCCAGAUGAAUGUGAAUGACACAGAGAUAGCCUGGUCUAUCCUACAGAAGAGUGGCUACCUGCGGACCAGUAAUCUGCAAGAGGUACAUUUUUGGUUGAAUUUUGCCUGUUUUGAUCUGUGUAGGGAGAAGGCUGAGCAGACCAUCUGGAACCGUUUACUUCAGCUUAAAGCCUUGAAGACAAGGCGGCUGCGCUCUCGGGUGCCUCUGAAGAUUGGGAUUCUAGGCUGUAUGGCCGAGAGGUUGAAGGAGGAGAUCCUCAACAGGGAGAAAAUGGUGGAUCUUUUGGCUGGUCCAGAUGCUUAUAGGGACCUUCCUCGGCUGCUGGCUGUUGCUGAGUCAGGCCAGCAAGCUGCCAAUGUGCUGCUCUCUCUGGAUGAGACCUAUGCCGAUGUCAUGCCAGUCCAGACAAGUCCCAGUGUCACUUCUGCCUUCGUGUCAAUCAUGCGAGGCUGUGACAACAUGUGUAGCUACUGUAUUGUUCCUUUCACACGUGGCCGGGAGAGGAGUCGGCCUGUUGCAUCCAUUCUAGAGGAAGUGAGGAAGCUUUCAGAGCAGGGGCUGAAAGAAGUGACACUUCUUGGUCAAAAUGUUAAUAGUUUUCGAGACAAUUCGGAGGUCCAAUUCAAUAAUGCAGUGUCUUCCAACCUCAGCCGUGGCUUCACCACCAACUAUAAAACCAAGAAAGGGGGGCUUCGUUUUGCUCACCUUCUGGAUCAGGUCUCCAGAAUAGAUCCUGAAAUGAGGAUUCGUUUCACUUCUCCCCACCCCAAGGAUUUUCCUGAUGAGGUUCUGCAGCUGAUUCAUGAGAGAGACAACAUCUGUAAACAGAUCCAUCUGCCAGCUCAGAGUGGAAGCAGUCGUGUAUUGGAGGCCAUGCGGAGAGGAUAUUCAAGAGAAGCUUAUGUGGAGUUAAUUCAUCAUAUCAGAGAGUCUAUUCCCAGUGUGAGCCUCAGCAGUGACUUCAUUGCUGGCUUUUGUGGGGAGACAGAGGAGGAUCACCUCCAGACAGUGUCCUUGCUCCGAGAAGUUCAGUACAACACGGGCUUCCUCUUUGCCUACAGCAUGAGACAGCUCAGUAAACGCUCUGCCAAUGACUUGUGUGGCCGGAAUGAUGGAAAUCUUAAGGUGAUCUUCCCUGACUCAGAGAUGGAGGAUGUCACUAACCCUGGACUCAGGAUCAGAGCCCAGCCUGGGGACUACGUGCUGGUAAAGAUCAGUUCUGCCAACUCUCAGACACUCAAAGGACAUGCUAUCUGCAGGACGACUCUGAAGGACUUCUCGGCAUAUUCCUGACCUGAGGGGAUGGCCCAGAGUUGACUUGAACACUCCUUCCCAACCUGAAAGGAGCUAUUACUGGUCACUAAUGAAAGAGGUAAUGAAGCUGUGAGGCAAACUGCAGAUGGUGAUGCAUCCCUUUGCUGCUACAUAAACAGCUUUUCUGUGUAUAAUCAUUAAAAGUACUUAA
Messenger RNA from Otolemur garnettii (small-eared galago), 1886 nucleotides. RefSeq names its product CDK5 regulatory subunit associated protein 1 (gene CDK5RAP1). NCBI's taxonomy places the organism in Eukaryota, Metazoa, Chordata, Mammalia, Primates, Galagidae. Gene Ontology annotation, cellular component: cytosol; mitochondrion. The coding region runs from base 92 to 1714 and encodes 540 amino acids. Gene Ontology annotation, molecular function: tRNA-2-methylthio-N(6)-dimethylallyladenosine(37) synthase activity; 4 iron, 4 sulfur cluster binding. The record is from RefSeq and is a predicted model, not a curated record. The transcript has 12 exons. Gene Ontology annotation, biological process: negative regulation of cyclin-dependent protein serine/threonine kinase activity; tRNA modification.